AUGGGCGUGCGCAACUGCCUCGACGGCAAUAAUAUGUCAGGACAACGCAAUAUCCCCCUUGAACUCGGCGAACAGCCCGAGCAACCACCUUUGGAGGCCCCAGGGGCAGCUGCCCCCGGUGCUGGGCCUGGCGCAGCCGAAGAGAUGGAGACCCCACCGCCUCACAGCGAGCCCGUCCCCGUCGAGAUUGAAGGCGAGGACUGUGGACCCCCAGAAGUCUCCAGACCCAAGUUCCAGGACCUCAGCCAGGCCAUCAAGGAAGCCGGAGCCCAUGGAGGCUACAGCCCACCUCCUGAAGAAGCCAUGCCCUUCGAGGUCGAGCAGUCCAGCUUGGGAGGCUUCUGGCCUACCCUGGAGCACCCUGGAGACACCACUGGGGCCCAUGCCGGCCUUGAAGUCUUCAGCCCACCGAUCGUGGAGCCCAGAGCCUUCGGUGAGGCCAGGCCAAGCCUGGGAAGCUACAGCCCUCCUCCCGAAGAAGCUAUGCCCUUUGAGUUUGAGCAGCCUGCCCAGGGAGGCUGCAACCAACUUCUCUUGCAGGUCUCAGACCUCGCUCCAGGAGGCCCGGGUGCGGGGGUCUUUAGGGCUCCUCCCGAGGAGCCCCGGGCUCUCAGACCUGCAAAAGCAGGCUUCAGAGGAGGAUGCAGCCCUCCCCGUGAGGAGGAUGUGCCAUUUGAGUUUGAUGGAGCAGCCUUUGGGGACGACAGCCCACCCCCUGGGCUCCCCCAAGCUAUCCCACAAAUCGACGGCCUUGGCGGCAACCAGAUCGCGGCAGUCGCGGCCCCGCGUGCGGUCCUCCUCGCUCCCGCCGCGAACGAGCCCCCCCUCUGGGUCCCAGGCAUCAUCGGCAGCCCAUCUCGAGAGGCUGUCAGACCUCCUCCACACUUCGCGGGCAACAGCCCCCCGAUGGAGAUCUCCGGACCCCCGCGCGAGAUUGGCAGCGCCCCCGUUGGGGUCGACGACGCUCCCGUCAACGUGGACAGCCCCCCAAUCGCGCUUGACGGCCCGCCCAUCGAGGUCUCCCGAGCCCCAGUUAAGAGAGAGCAAGCAGAGGGAGAGAGACCCCCAGUUGAGGGAGAAGCAGCCGAGAUGGAAGGAGGCUCAGCCGACGCUGCCGCGGAGAGAGGCAAAGUCCCCGAUCCCGGAGACGGAGCCCCUGCCGCCGGAGCAGCCCCUGACGCGCCAGCCGCCGGGGCAGCCCCUGACGCGCCAGCCGCCGGGGCAGCCCCUGAUGCUCCUGCCGCCGGGGCAGCCCCUGCCGGCCCUGACACGCCAGCCGCCGGGGCAGCCCCUGCCGCCCGGGCAGCUCCUGUCGCCCGGGCCGCCCCUGUCGCCCGGGCCGCCCCUGUCGCCCGGGCCACCCCUGUCCCCCGGGCCGCUCCCGCCGCCUGGGCAACCCCAGCCUCUGGAGCCCGACCCAAGAUCAGUUUCCUUAGACCCCCCAGCCCCGAGAUCCAGGCUGCCGAUCCGCCUACUCCGCAGCCUCCUCGCGCAUAUGCCUGGCGGGGCAGGUCUGAGCGCAGCUGCUACCGCGGCCACGACGACGAAAUAUCGGUCAGCAGCGACAGCGGAGACGAAUCCGACGAUGGGACCUUCGGAUGCCACCGCUGGUUUCAGUCCAGGCGAAACCGCCGCCACCGAAAGACCCAGCGCAACUUGCUCCGCAACUUCCUCGUUCAGGCCUUCGGAGGCUGCUUCGGCAGAUCCGAGAGCCCCCAGUCCAGAGGCUCCCUCAGCCCCAAGGUCAAGAAGGUUGCCCUGGCGGAGAAGCGCAGACAGACCCACAAGGAAAGCGUGGAGAAGCGCGCCCAGAAGUGCGCAGAGAAGAAACGCAGCAAACUCAUCGACAAGCAGCUCAAGAACGAGAAGAUGGGCUACGUGUGUACGCACCGCCUGCUGCUUCUAGGGAGAAAAGUGGUGCCGUACAACACUGAGGGUCGUUUCCAGCUGGACAAACCAGCGCCAGCGACCGUAAGACGUCGCCGAGUCGUGGGGUGGGGGACGGCAAGAAAGGCGGGGGCUUCAGGUGCUGGAGAAUCUGGUAAAAGCACCAUCGUGAAGCAAAUGAGGAUCCUGCAUGUUAAUGGGUUUAAUGGAGAGGGCGGCGAAGAGGACCCGCAGGCCGCAAGGAGCAACAGCGAUGGUGAGAAGGCAACCAAAGUGCAGGACAUCAAAAACAACCUGAAAGAGGCCAUUGAAACCAUCGUGGCCGCCAUGAGCAACCUGGUGCCCCCUGUGGAGCUGGCCAACCCCGAGAACCAGUUCAGAGUGGACUACAUUCUGAGCGUGAUGAACGUGCCAGACUUUGACUUCCCUCCCGAAUUCUACGAGCACGCCAAGGCUCUGUGGGAGGACGAGGGGGUGCGUGCCUGCUACGAGCGCUCCAACGAGUACCAGCUCAUCGACUGUGCCCAGUACUUCCUGGACAAGAUUGACGUCAUCAAGCAGGCUGACUAUGUGCCCAGCGACCAGGACCUGCUGCGCUGCCGCGUCCUGACCUCUGGAAUCUUUGAGACCAAGUUCCAGGUGGAUAAAGUCAACUUCCACAUGUUCGAUGUGGGCGGCCAGCGUGAUGAACGCCGCAAAUGGAUCCAGUGCUUCAAUGAUGUGACUGCCAUCAUCUUCGUGGUUGCCAGCAGCAGCUACAACAUGGUCAUCCGGGAGGACAACCAGACCAACCGCCUGCAGGAGGCGCUGAACCUCUUCAAGAGCAUCUGGAACAACAGAUGGCUGCGCACCAUCUCUGUGAUUCUGUUCCUCAACAAGCAAGAUCUGCUCGCUGAGAAAGUCCUUGCUGGAAAAUCGAAGAUUGAGGACUACUUUCCAGAAUUUGCUCGCUACACUACUCCUGAGGAUGCGACUCCCGAGCCCGGAGAGGACCCACGCGUGACCCGGGCCAAGUACUUCAUUCGAGAUGAAUUUCUGAGAAUCAGCACUGCUAGUGGAGACGGGCGCCACUAUUGCUACCCUCACUUCACCUGCGCUGUGGACACAGAGAACAUUCGCCGUGUGUUCAACGACUGCCGUGACAUCAUCCAGCGCAUGCACCUCCGUCAGUAUGAGCUGCUCUAAGAAGGGAACUUCCAAAUUUAAUUAAGGCCUUAAGCACAAUUAAUUAAAAGUGAAACGUAAUUGUACACGCAGUUGAUCACCCACCAUAGGGCAUGAUUAACAAAGCAACCUUUCCUUUCCCUCAAGUGAUUUUGCGAAACCCCCUUUACCCUUCAGCUUGCUUAAAUAUUCCAAAUUUAGAAAGCUUAAGGCGGCCUACAGAAAAAGAUAAAGGAAAAAAAGGCCACAAACGUUCCCUCUCUCUUUAAGUAAGUAAAAUAACAGCAGCAAACAGAAAUAAAGAAAUAAAAGAAUAAAUGACAUAAAUGAAACAAAUGAAAUAAGUAUUGUGUUGUGCAGCAUUAAAAAAAUCAAAAUAAAAAUUAAAUGUGAGCAAA
Messenger RNA from Delphinapterus leucas (beluga whale), 3449 nucleotides. Its product is annotated as guanine nucleotide-binding protein G(s) subunit alpha. The record is from RefSeq and is a predicted model, not a curated record. Gene Ontology annotation, biological process: sensory perception of chemical stimulus; adenylate cyclase-activating dopamine receptor signaling pathway. Gene Ontology annotation, molecular function: ionotropic glutamate receptor binding; D1 dopamine receptor binding; beta-2 adrenergic receptor binding. Lineage: Eukaryota; Metazoa; Chordata; Mammalia; Artiodactyla; Monodontidae. Gene Ontology annotation, cellular component: heterotrimeric G-protein complex; cytoplasm.